AUGGAAAACGAUGUCACAACUCUCCGAACUUAUAAGAAAACGCCCCUGGUUGAGGUGCCGGAAGCCCCGCAUUAUAUCACCCGUUUUCUGCCCCCUACCUCGAAUUCCCUCCUCCUUUCACAUCCGAGUGAGCCAGGGAAAUCGUCAUCUCCCGAGCUGUUGUCGCCUCUUCUCGGCUCUCCUUUCAAUGAGCUUCGUUGUCCAAGCGGAUCCUCAAGUCAACCACGACUGAUAGAAGCUCCACAAGACGACGCGCAAAAGCUCGCAUCGAAAUUUGAUCGGAUGGAGCAGUUGCUUAAGGACUCUGGCUUUGACUCUCUCGGCGAAUUUCUGAAGAUCUUGUUCUACAACCCAAGCCGCGUCUCUGGACAGCCUGAUCCAAGAGGUGUAUGCCACGCCAAGUCUGUUGCUCGGUUUCUACAAGGGCGGAACAAGGUCAAAAUUUCAGACAUCAUAACUCUUGUCUAUAAGCACAAGCACAGCGCGCCUUCGCCGAGCUCACCACAUGCUUCAGAACGUCAUGCUCCGUUCUCACCAUCAGUCUCUCCUGCCGACUUCUUUUAUGCGCGUCCUUCUUUGUUCACGUGGGCGACGAAUCUCGUCGCUAAUCAUGUUCAUCGUGAGAUCUACGAACUUGCGGCUAAGGAUGACGAUGUCCAUCUCCGAGCUUCGACGAAUGGACGGCGUCCAACGGAUAGCAUCAGUCUCGUCACCUGGGAAGCUUUAGGAAGGUUUAGUAUUGCGGCCCUUGUGGAGAAAUACAAAAGUCGUGCACCUGUUGCUUGGCAUCUCACGGAAUGUAUGGCUGCCUCUCGCAAGAAUGGUGUUGUGGUGGUAAAGAAGCAACGGCCACAUCCGAUUAUUCAAGUGGGCGCUAUCAGCUCCUUUUUACUUGCACGCAACCACUUUGCUACCGGAGACCUUGCGAUGGCCUUGGGCAUAUGGCACUUUGCAGUCAAAUCCCACAUCGAUGUCAAACGCGUAUACAGUCGGUUCGGAAAUAUCGUAAGCGACUCGACAGUCCGUAAAGCUCUCGACACCAUGACUGGUUCCAGCCUUUCUAUUUUACGGGAGGCUGUCAAUGACGCGACUAAGCGGGGAGAAACGGAAUGGUGCCUAAUCCUCGAUAAUGUUCAAGAGUACUGCCCUGUUUACGAAGGAGGCAUCGGCCGCGAAAGUAUACUCAAGGUAGGGACCGCAGGAACUGCAAUACGCUUGGAGGAUUGUAAACCCGGUGCUUUCGACUUGGAAAGUCAUCUUUCACGUGUUGCUCAGAAGGAACGAAAGACUAUGACCAUCGAGACUCUGGUGGCCGACAUUGACUGGCCUCACUCAAGAAGAGUACAGGCACUGCACUGGGCUCGGGUUCUAGUUGACUACAUUCCCGAGCUCAAGUUUCUAUCUUCAGAGGUUUCUGCACGGUUUCGAUCACCUCCUGUUGCCAAGCAUCGCAUGCGAGACGGACGGAAGACAAUAGUACAACCUUUGGGAACCAACGCUGAGAGAGAGACUGAGACCCAGGGAAUGGCGCGAGCGAUCCUGGACUUUGACGAACAGAUGGGAAUUGGUCCUGAAGCAUCAAACAAACUUCUUCUCUGGGUUCGCGGUGACGGUGCCUCAUAUGCUGCAACCCUGCGACUACAGAAAUACCUGUGUCCUAUUCCUGACAAUCAUAAAUCUUUUCGAAAUCGCGUCUCCACACCGGAAAUCUGGCAUGCAAAAGCCACAAAGGUUAACUCAAUCGCCACAAAUCACUAUGGACCGCCAACGUCGAAAGACCCCUCAUCGCUGUCCCGGAGCUCGAACGCAGCUGGAUUUAAACGUCCGACCAACCUGAGUAGCUGUGACUAUUACCCCACAGUAAGAAGUAUGACAUUAAUUUGGGAGGCACAAGUUCUCGAUUGUUGGAGGGUAAAUUAUGGUGCCAAGCCAGAUCUCCUGUCGCACUUCAAGUCUUUGACAAGUAGAAAUGAGCUUCCGUCUCUUGAUACAUUGAUACAACAAGCUGGUUCUCUCAUCGAUCGAUACGCGUCUCAGGAUGCUUAUGAUCAAGCUCUAUCUAAGGCCGAAUCAAGCGACGCGCCUGAGCCUAUGAAAAUUUUAUUCGGGCCAGCAUGGACAAAUCAAUCUACUGGCUCUACAAAUUCAGCACCGGUCCCUCUUCUCCCAAAUGAGGACGUACCCAAGGUUCAUAAAGAGGCCGACGACUUUGACGGCGACCGUGUCCUUGCAAACAGCGUUCUCUUUCUUCAAGAUUUUGGCUGGUGGAUCGAAAUUGCCUAUGCUGUUUCAGAGGGUGAUAUAGGACGUGUUUUCGAGAUUUUGAAGAUCUGGAUAUUCACAUUUGCAGGAUCGUCUCACCACAACUAUAUGACGUACCUACUGGAAGUCUACUGUCUCCUGCGGUAUGAGGCAUCUAGAGACCUUCGUGACGCGAUCCUCAAUAACUGGCUUGUGAAUGUUACUGGCGAGCUUGGAAAGUGGAUUGAAGGAGAUUUGCUGCAAGAGCAUUACAAUCGUUGGCUUGAGGAUAUGGUCAAGAAAAGAGGUGGCGACUUCGACGAUAAUUUCUAUCGUCAAACUCUCUCACCAAAUGUCGACCAUUUCUUGCGAAUAAAGGAAGAGGUCGAGAAAGCUUUUCAACUCGAACGCCGUGGCAAGACACACACCUCCCCUCAUUUGAGGGAUGAACUUCGAUUGCUACUUACUUUAUAUGCAGACGAGAACUUGCACCUCUUCUGUGCUGGACGAACCCUAGGACAUGCGGCCGUCAACCAGUUCAAUCAAGGUUAUGACCGACUGCAGCAAAAAAAACUUAACGACUUUAUCAACAAGACAACGGCCUACGCAGACAUCAUUGCUGAUAUUCAAUCAUCUAAACAGGCCCAAGAGACUGCCGUACCUAGUUCCAAUUUGGAAGUGCAAGAUCAUUCGCAGCCUAGCAAUGACGAUUCUCUCAGCGACGUUGAAAGUGUAUCUGACAGUUCUAAGUCAGAUUCUGCAUCCUCGUCAACUCCUUCUUCUAGCGCUGAAACGGAAAAUGAAGACACUGAAGAUCCAAGCAAUAAUCACCUCGUUAGCGGCUCAGACUAUGAUGUUUAUUUGUCAAGCGACCAGUUGACACACAAAGCUUGGUAUGAGCAAGAAGGCAAGGAUAACUCAAGUGACGAAGAAGAUGAUGGUUUGGGGAAUGGAUUUUGUUCAGACGGAAGUGAUGAUAUCAAUGACACAGGAAAUGGUGCAUACGACUCUGAGUAG
Messenger RNA from Laccaria bicolor S238N-H82, 3258 nucleotides. RefSeq lists its product as uncharacterized. NCBI's taxonomy places the organism in Eukaryota, Fungi, Basidiomycota, Agaricomycetes, Agaricales, Hydnangiaceae. Bases 1 to 3258 code for a protein of 1085 amino acids. The record is from RefSeq and is a predicted model, not a curated record. The transcript has 4 exons.